Molecule: messenger RNA, 7068 nt
Organism: Anopheles marshallii
Lineage: Eukaryota; Metazoa; Arthropoda; Insecta; Diptera; Culicidae
Exons: 2
Coding region: 1-7068 (2355 amino acids)
Cellular component (GO): extracellular matrix
Molecular function (GO): protein binding
Source: RefSeq, a predicted model, not a curated record
AUGUUAGCAGUUUUGGCUGUAUUUCUUCUGGUUGCCAGCACAAGAGGUGAAAAGGUGUUUAGCUGUAGAUACGACGAUUGCACGUUUGUGGUGGAUGAGCGGAGUUUGAAAGAGGACAUACACUCGUACAAGUUUAACUUCACUGUGGAAAGCGAUACUAUUGUCGUGAGUUUCGAUGGAUCGCGUAUCUCGAUUGUUCCACCGUCCCUGUUCGCAGACUACGGGGGUAAAUUGAAAACGUUGAUGAUGAUUGGGGUAGACAUACAACGCGUCGAUCCUGACACGUUCGGUGAGGCAUCUGUGUUACGAUUUCUGCUGCUGCACGACAACCGUAUUCCGAAGCUGUUCAAUCACAUGUUCCGUAAUGCCACGAAUCUCGAGCGCAUCUACGUCGGAAAUAACCGUAUCGCGGAGGUGGAAGAGUUCACGUUUGCAGGGCUGGAGAAUUUGAAAGUGAUUCGUAUGGGACACAACAACAUUGAAGUGCUGCCACGAAAGUUGUUUGCAGGGUUGAGCCAAAUGACGGAUCUGCAUCUUUUUCAGAAUCGUAUCGCGGAGUUGCCGGAUAGAGUGUUUGAGGAUCUCUCAUUGCUAGAUGAGCUGUACUUGGACUUAAACUACAUCGAGAAGAUUUCGAAGGACAGCUUUGUGGGAAUGCCCAAGCUUAGCAAGCUUAAACUGAAUAAUAACCGCAUUAGUACAAUUGAUCCGGAAGCUUUCAAACCGUUAAUCGAGUUAAAUUUUCUCUAUUUGGAAUCAAAUAAGCUGACUACCCUAGCGCCAGAGGCGCUCGUCUCGCAAACGGUGCUGCUUAUUUUGGAUUUGAGUGAGAAUCGAAUCAAAGAGCUUCCAAAGGAUCUGUUCCAACAAACUGUUUCGCUUCAGAAACUGAUAAUGAACAAUAAUUCGCUAAGUCAACUGCAUCCCGAUCAGUUCAAGGGUUUGGAUAGGUUGGGAGACCUGUAUAUGGAGAACAAUGAGCUGCAGUCGCUCGAUGCCGCACUGUUUAGAAAUCUUCAGAAAGUAGAUACAUUGCUACUAAAGAACAAUCAAAUAAGUCACAUUUUUCCCGGUACAUUCGAAUCGUUGAGGGAGCUCGAGGAGUUAAAUUUGGACAACAACGGGAUCAUGAUGCUUGAAGGUGGUUUGUUCCGUGGUUUAAGACUAUUGAAAAAGCUUUACCUUAAGCAUAAUCUCAUCAGUGUGCUACGUGGUGAUAGUUUAGAUGGCGCUAUGCAGCUAAGAGAAGUCCAUCUGGAUGAUAAUCCGAUACAAUCGAUCGACGAAGAGUUUCUCAAGAAGUCUCCAUUGGCACUGUUGUCGAUGGACAAAUGUGGACUGGAGACCCUACCGAAAAAUCUUUUUGCUAACCAGCAGUUCAUGCGUUUACUAUCCCUGGAGGGCAAUAAACUGACCGAGCUAGACCCGGACACGUUCCAGCCACUCUUACGGCUAGUUGAGCUAGAUCUCAGUGACAAUCGGCUGAAAAAUAUCUCGACCAGCUUGGCAAAUCUUCCUCAGCUUGAUGUGCUGGACCUAUCGAAGAAUCGUAUCCGCAGCCUGCCGGAGAAUGCGUUCGCCAAUACGAAUCAAAUAAGAAAACUGAACCUUGAAAACAACCAACUGACAGAAAUUCCACAUGCUGUAACCAAGCUUCCAAAGCUAAAAACGAUGACGUUGGAGAAGAAUAAGAUUAAAUCUACUGCUAUGCCGCGGAACAUACCAGUGAAAGAGCUUUACCUGGCGGAUAAUGAAAUAAGUUCUCUUCAGUUGGAGAAAUUUACAAAGUUGGAGGAACUAUUUGUGGAAAAUAACCAACUGCAAAGCAUAUCGAAAGCUACGUUUGCCAAAAAUACUAAGCUGAAAACUUUGAAUUUAUCGGGAAAUCGUCUAACGGGAGCAUUGGAACGUGCUUUUUCUGUUUUGAGAAAACUGGAAAAACUUACUUUAAAUGACAAUGCAUUGGGCAUUUUGACAACUACAACGUUCCAAGGCUUGGUAAACCUUGAAAAUCUAUCGCUGAAGAAUAUUAGUCUUCCUAGGAUAAGUAACGCACCGUUUGCAUCUCUUUCGGAAUUGGAGAAGUUGGAUAUUUCGGAGAACCGGUUGACCAGUGUUGAUACGCAGGGUCUGAGUAACAAUGAAUUGCUUAAAGAAAUUUACAUCAACGAUAACCUUCUCAAUAUCGAUGAUUUGAGUGGUUUAGUGGGACUGAAACGUUUGCAAACGAUCUCUCUUUCGUGUAACAACGUGAUCGUACCAGACACAUUGCUAGCCAACAAAACGAAGCUUACUGAAUUGUUCAUACAGGGAAGUACGUUUAGCAGUCUACCAGAUCAGUUCUUCCGUUUUGCGCUACCGCUCGAAAAGCUAUCUAUCUCCGACAAUAAGCAGUUUGUGAAGCUUCCAAAAGAUUUCUUCGUGGAUGUACCGUAUCUGGUUGAGCUCGUCCUGCUGAACAAUAGCCUCUCUAGUCUCGAGACGGGGGUUUUCGAUCCUUUGGGAUCACUAGUGAAGUUGGACGUGUCGGAAAAUCCGUUGAAGUCGCUACCGGAAGGUUUGUUCGCGAAGACGUACAGUUUGGAAAGCUUGAGAAUUGCUGAUGCGAAUCUGUCCACCCUACCAGUGGGAAUUUUCGAUAACCUGUACGCGCUGAACGAGCUUGAUCUGAGCAAAAAUCAGCUGAAAACGCUAUCGAAGGGUGUUUUCCAUCGUCUCUACUCCCUGCAUACUAUUUCGUUGGAUAACAAUCUAUUCGAGAACCUGGACCCGGCUGUGUUUGAUGGUAUGGAGAAGCUGAAAGUAGUGCAUCUGGCCCACAACAAGCUCAGCACCUUGAAUCCCCAGCUGUUUGCCGGACUACCGCUUGAAGCACUCGAUCUUUCGAGCAACAAGUUCUCCUCGUUUGAUGAGAGUGUGAUGGCGUUUGCCAAUCGGCUGCUCAUCCUGUCGCUGGAAAACAAUGCUCUUAUCUCGCUGAAGGUAUCAUCAACGCUCGAGAAGCUAUACAUCGACGGAAACCAACUGUCCUCGAUCGAGGUGCAACUGAUUGAGUCGGCACAAUUCAGUACACUCACGACCAUAUCGGCAGUUAACAAUAGUUUCACCAGUCUUGAGUCUUUCUACAAAUUGAAAAUGCUAUCCGAACUGGACGUGUCCUACAACAGGUUUGCGGAGCUGGAGCUGGGAAAGCUGUGCAACGAAAUACUGCCCCUCUACACAGUGAAUGCGUCGAACAGCUACGUGCAGCGCAUUAAGACCGGUGGCAACGAAUCUCCCACGUCCCUUAUGCAUCUUGAUAUCUCAAACAACAACGUCACGACGCUGGAUGUAGGUAGCUACGCAAUGUUCCGAAAUCUGGAGAACUUUGUGUUUGGAGGCAACAAGUUCGAUUCAUUUUCGGUGACCGACCUGAUCCAGACGUUUAAGAAUCUGAAAACAAUCGGUUUGGAGGGCACGACUUGGAAGUGUGGUUUUUUGAACAGCUUAAAGGAGUCAAUAACGGAGGUUGAUGUUGGUUUUUGUAUAUGGAGUAUUCUACUGUUCCUUGUGAUACUGCAUAAGGUGUACAGCACCGUACAUCCAAUUUCAUUCACAUGUGAACCGUCGACAUGCCGAUUCAGUGGGCUAUAUUUCGCGUCUCCGGAGCAAACGAACACUUUGACUAUAGCAUUUGACUACGAUUAUUACAAUCAUGUGUAUUUCGAAAACUCAAUCCUUCCUGUCAUACCGUUGACCCUGUUUGCGAAAAACAGCAAUGUUCAAACGCUCCACAUCUCGAGUUGUGACCUGUACGAGGUGUUACCCAAAACGUUCCGGGACGCAGAUGACCUAAAGUAUCUCUACCUUGACAACAACCGGAUUGAAAAGCUAUACGAUGCCAUGUUUAUUGGGGCAUUGCAUUUAGAGGACCUCCGUCUGGCGAACAAUCAUAUCACGACAAUUGACCAACAGACGUUUGUUGGAUUAAACGAUCUGCUGCAGUUGGAUGUCGCCGGAAACUUGAUACGAUCGCUCCCAAGAGGCGUCUUUGCUGGACUUAGUAAAAUGAAGAAAAUAUCACUGGCAAACAACUACUUACCGCAACUCGAAACAGAAAUAUUCUCGGAAUUGACAACAUUAGAAGAACUGGACUUGAGUGGUAACCUUUUACGUGUCUUAGAAGCCGAAACAUUCUACGGUCUGCUAAGCUUGGAGCGGUUGCAUCUGCAAAAUAAUCGUCUAGAGGCAAUAGAUUCGCAAGCCUUCUAUCAAUUAAUGAUACUGAGGCAACUGGAUUUGGGCAAUAACAAUCUGAAAUUCUUGACUUCGGAUGUAUUUAGACCACUGAGCAGCUUGGAGACUCUGGAACUACAUCAGAACUAUAUUUCACAUCUUGAUGAUACAUUAUUCGCCGGCAACCCCAAUCUGGAGCUGAUAAAUUUGGACAACAAUACGAUCACCACUCUAAAUCCAGCUCUCAUUGCGGGACUGAGCAAUCUUGAGCGGUUCGCGUUUCAGCAUAACUUGUUGCGUGAGUUGAAUGUGCAAAUGUUUGCGAACAAUUCGGCAAUCAAGCGUAUAUGGUUGACAGGAAAUUAUCUGAAGGAGAUACAUCCCGGUACGUUUGAUGGCAUGGGACAGUUGGAAGAGUUGCAUCUGAAAACCAACUUGCUCACUUCCUUCGAGGGAGGUUUGUUGAAGGACUGCAGUGCAUUAAGGGUACUCAAUUUGAAUGACAAUUCGAUUAAACAUCUUAAAGCUGGUGCGCUAGAGGGUACAUAUAAUCUAGAGACUCUCAACAUGGAUAAGAAUGAGAUAACAAUCAUCGAUGAACACUUCCUGGACGAUGCGCCACAAUUAGAAACCCUAACAAUGAUUGAUAAUUUCAUCAAGAGCAUACCCGUGGGGCUUUUCAGCAAACAAACCAAACUGACGUGCAUCCUGCUAUCAGAAAACCAGAUAAAAGAAGUGAAACCGGACACCUUUAGUAUCGUGGAUAGUUUAAAGGCGCUGCACCUUGAUAGCAACCAGAUCGAGCGUAUCGAAGCAGGCGUGUUGAAUUUGACGAGUCUCGAGUACCUUGAUCUGUCACAUAAUUUUAUCAAAGAAUUGAACGAGGCCGCCUUGGCAGGGGUACCCAAUUUAGAAGCAUUAAGGCUGGAAUCGAAUCUCCUAGAGGACGUUCCACCUGCUAUCAAUAAAACCACAAACUUAACCGAACUUGCUCUUCAACGUAACCGUAUUAAGAAGCUGAAGACUGGACAGUUUAGUCAAAUGUCAAAUUUGCUCACAUUGAUGCUGGAUGGCAAUAUGAUACAUACGAUGGAACAGGACUGUUAUCGAGGAUUGGUAUCGCUUACAACGCUGGCAUAUGAAAACAACAUGCCAGUUUACAAAGCCGACGAUCUUUUCGACGAUUUACCCAAUCUUACCGUGCUGCACAUGGACAAAACGAAUUAUACUGGUACGAAUAGUGUUAGAUUCGGUUCAUUGAAGAAUCUGGAAUUGUUGUCGCUCAAUAGAAAUCCUAUGAUCGGGAUAGAUCCGGAAUUCUUAGUUGGUUUGAAGAAACUCAAUCGGUUUGUGUUGAGUUAUACUGAAAUCAGCUAUAAUGGCAGCUAUUUCCAGGCACUUCCGAGUUUACAAAUUGUGAAUCUGAAAGGUAGCAACAUCACAUCCAUCGAUGAGCAUUUCUUUGAGGGAGUACCGGGAUUGGUUUCCGUAGACAUUCAGGAUACCCCCUUACAGUCGAUUAGUGCAAAUGCUUUCCGAAAACUGACGAAUCUCACCGAGCUGUUCAUUGGCCCGUACAAAGGAGAAUUGAAGGACAUACUCUCGGGUAAUACAAAGUUGAACAAGCUGUACCUGAAACAAAUGAACUUUACCACCUUGUCGGAUCAUUUCUUCAGGGCGAAUCGGAAGCUAACAACCCUGACAAUAGGUGGAAAUCCGAACCUCUCUACGCUAAAGCCGGUCUGGUUUAAGCAUCUAGCAAUUCUGGAUUAUCUGGACGUUUCAUCCAAUAACAUUUCCAAUCUUCCAAUAGAAGUGUUCGAGAAUAUACCCGUUCUGCAUCAGCUGUUCCUGAUGAGCAACCCGUUGAAAGUGCUUGAUGUGAAUGCGUUCCAAAAUCUGACUGCAUUGACUUUGCUCGAUUUAGGAAACACUUCGCUCGCUGAACUUCCUAUCGGAAUAUUUGACGGACUGUACAAGUUGGAAGAGUUGUACUUGAGUGACAAUUACCUCAAAAACCUAAAGAAUGGCACAUUCCGACAGCUCUACUCGCUAAGUGUUCUGGAACUAUCCAAUAACUCGAUCGAACAUAUCGAUCCGUUCCUGUUUGCGGAUAUGCCGAGACUAAAGGAAAUUUUUCUGGCGUACAACAAGUUAACUACCCUGGAUGAACGCGUUUUUGCUUCUCAGUUAAAUUUACAGGAAUUGGCCCUGUCACACAAUCAGUUUGUUACCUUCGAUUUGCAUGCAAUGAGUAUUGCACGUACACUGAUCUACUUGGAUUUGGACUCGAACGGUCUAAACUCGUUGAAAAUCUCUCCUAACUUGGAGUAUCUUACAGCGGACCAUAAUCAGCUUUCAACGGUACAGCUACCCGAUUCGGACUACUAUAGAAUGACAAUAUUUUCAGUGCAGAACAAUAGCUUCACCUCGCUGGAGUCGAUCUACCGAUUCAAUCGAUUGCAUGAGCUCAAUGUGACACUGAACAGACUUGCUAAAGUGGAUGUGGCGUUGGUCGCAGAGAAGUUCCAACGAUUGAAUGUGUUCAAUGCAUCGAUGGCAGCCGUCGAGUCAUUCGGAAGCACGAUUAAUGCUUACGAACACAAGGCACUGCGACAUUUAGACUUGUCGAACAAUUCACUCACGGGGGAUGAGUUUAGUAAACUGGGAUUGUUUUCGAGGUUGGAAAGCUUUGCAUUCAGUGGAAAUCCUGUUGAAGCGUUUAAGAUUUCACAAUUGGUGAGCAAGUUCCCGAAACUUCGCUUGAUCGAUUUCGACGGUAUGGGUGUGAAACCGAUCUUUGGGCAGAAGAUUGCUAAUUACAGGUCGAACGAGAGUGGAUUUGGAAAUUGA